UCUAAAGAAAAAGAAAAGAUGGCUCCUUUCGGCAAGAGAAUGACAAAUGCAUGUCAAGUGGCACAAAAUGAUAAUAUAAUAUCAAAAGCUGCAUUGGCCCAACGGGCACGGCGAGAGCGUGAAAAAAUUGAAUUUCAAUGCUUGCAACGAGAGCAAGAGGGAUUAGAAGAAUGUGUUCAAAUAAGACAACGUUCUUUAACACCAAUUCGUCGCGAUCGCACUCACUUGGAGUGGGAAACAAUAACUGAAGAUUCUCAGUCGGCACAAAAACGAACAAUGGUUACCUAUCAUCAGACAUGUUCGUUUUCUAUGCCAAGCACAUCUUCAAAUUCACAAAGGAAUCGGUCUACUCCUAUAAAUCGAUUUUUUCAACAAGAUCUAUGUACUGAUGAUGAAUUAGAAGAUUUGCCUACGAGUAUAUCAAUUGAGGCCCGGGCACACAAAGAUUCUUGCCGCCAUUAUCUUGGCAAGAUGGAUGUAUUAUGUCCUUAUUGUUCAGCCUUACAUUGGAUGGAUGAAAAAUUGACAAAAUCAUCUAUAAAGAGUCCCUUAUUCGGAACUUGCUGUUUGGAAGGGAAGAUUAGGCUACCUUUACUUAUUACACCCCCUCCACCACUUCAGGCAUUGUAUGAUGGGAAUAAUGAUCAAUCAAAAUCCUUUCGAAGUUAUACUCGAGUGUACAAUGCAGCCAAUGCUUUUACAAGAAAAACCAAUGCUUUUACGAGUCUUGGUGCUACAUUGGAUCCUAGAGUACUUAGUGGAAGGGGCCCUACAUCAUUCACAAUUCAUGGGGAAUUGCGACAUCGAACAGGAUCACUACAACCACAACCAGGGCAGGAUGCGAGUUAUGCUCAGCUGUAUAUCUAUGACCCUUAUUCAGCUCUAGAAAUUCGUAAUCGUAGAAAUCCUAACUUGAGAAGGGAUGUUCUCAAAACUAUUCAGGAUAGUUUGUUGCAAGUCAAUGCAUUUGUAGAUAAAUUUCGCUAG
Molecule: messenger RNA, 987 nt
Organism: Camellia sinensis
Lineage: Eukaryota; Viridiplantae; Streptophyta; Magnoliopsida; Ericales; Theaceae
Source: RefSeq, a predicted model, not a curated record